This is a messenger RNA of Drosophila gunungcola (fruit fly), 4951 nucleotides long. RefSeq lists its product as uncharacterized. Gene Ontology annotation, biological process: transmembrane transport; sodium ion transport. The coding region runs from base 264 to 4913 and encodes 1549 amino acids. Gene Ontology annotation, molecular function: symporter activity. Lineage: Eukaryota; Metazoa; Arthropoda; Insecta; Diptera; Drosophilidae. Gene Ontology annotation, cellular component: membrane. The record is from RefSeq and is a predicted model, not a curated record. The transcript has 23 exons.
GGAUAAGAUCUCCAGAGAUCUCUAACGCAGCUUGCGGUUGAAAAUCGGUUCAGUGCUCGGUGGAGAUUUGAAUCAUACACUUGUGUGUGCUCGCUUCUAAAUCGAAUUAAAUUAUCCUGAAGCCGAAACUCAAAGAUCUAGUGAGCGUUGCGUGUGCAGUGUUAAACUAAUGCGAAAGUAAUCAAAGCCGAAUGCAUUAAAGCGACGCGGCUGGAAGUCAAUAAAAAUAAACUACAUAAAAGCAACUUGCGGUCCCGGAAAUAAUGUCAACCACUGCCGAUCCCGUGGCGUUGGGGGUAAACUCCCCCGUGGAGGAGGCCUUGUUGGCCAAAACCACCACAACGGUGGCGAAUGCGAUUGCGAAGACAGUGGCUGUAAUUAGCAGUACGGUCUCUAGUAGCUCCACAACUGGCGCCACACCCACGCCCACACCCACUUCUACUUUCACUUCCACGACCACGACCACGACCACUACCACGCCCACUCCCAUCCAAUCACUAACCCCCACUUUGGAGGAUGCUGGAGAGGAGAAGCUCAGCGUGAAGGAUUUGAGCCAGGCCCUGCAGCAUUUCGGCAUUGUUGAUUACUUGGUCUUCAUCGCCAUGUUGGCGGUCUGCGCCGUUAUCGGCUUCUAUUUCGGCUUUAUCGAAAAGAAGCAGAAGCAGCAGAAGCUUGCCGACAAGGACGGCGGGGGGGCGGCGGGCGUCGAGGAGAGGCGUGGCUCGGAGGCGUUGGACUACCUGGUGGGCGGACGCCAAAUGAAAGUGUUUCCGGUCGCGCUGUCACUUGUGGCCAGCUUCGUGUCUGGAAUUUCGCUGCUGGGAACUUCGACGGAAAUCUAUGUAUACGGGACGCAGUACGCCUUCAUCCUGGUUACUCUGGCCAUCUCGGGAACCAUUUCGUGGUACAUCUUCCUGCCCGUUUUCUGCAAUCUCCAGCUGACUUCCACCUAUGAGUACUUCGAGUUGCGCUUUAACAAAUCGGUUCGUCUGCUGGGCUCUGCCUUCUUCACAGGUGCAAAUCUGAUCUGGCUGCCAAUUGUCAUCUAUGUCCCAGCUUUGGCCUUUAAUCAAGUUACCGGCAUAAAUAUACAUAUCAUCACGCCAAUCGUUUGCUUGGUCUGCAUUUUCUACACAACUGCCGGGGGGCUGAAGGCCGUUGUCUGGACAGAUGUGAUCCAAACCGUCAUUAUGAUAGGCGCGGUGGUCCUUGUCAUCAUCAAGGGCACCGUCGAUGUGGGUGGACUGGGCGAGGUGAUUCGGAGGAAUUUCGAAAGUGGACGCAUCGAGUGGCCUGAAUUCACGUUCGAUCCCAAAGUUCGUAUGUCCUUUUUGGCCUUGAUGGUGGGCUGUGUUGGCCACAAUACUUACCAGUUCGGCUGCAAUCAGAUGAUGACCCAGCGAUACAUGUCUCUGCCUGGUGUAAAAGAAAUGGCCCACACAUCAUUCAUUUUCAUUUCCGGAUUGAUACUUUUGUUUGGACUUUGCAUUUAUAACGGUCUCCUGCUUUACGCAACUUACUACGAUUGCGAUCCAUUGACCACAAAGUUGGCAGCGGCCAAGGAUCAGUUAGUUCCCCUGCUCGUGGUCCAAACCAUGAGCUCUUAUCCAGGAAUUUCUGGCAUGUUUGUUGCCGGAGUGUUUAGUGCCGCCCUCAGUUCCCUGUCUACGGGCAUGAAUUCCCUGGCCGCAGUUUUCCUAGAGGACUACAUUAGGCCCCUGAUGAGGAAGCCCCUUACGGAGCACCAAACCGCUGUCACCAUGCGUGUCUGCACGGUGCUCAUUGGAAUCGUAAGUGUGGCUCUGGUCUUCGUAGUCGAACGUAUGGGCUCCCAUGUCAUGCAGCUGGCCAUUACCAUUGGUUCAGUGGUCCAGGGUCCGCUCCUUGGCCUCUUUUCGAUGGGCCUGCUUUGUCCCAGUAUCAACUCAAAAAGCGCCAUUACGGGAUCCCUUGUUGCAUUUUUCUUCAUGGGCUGGCUAAGUCUUUCGGCUCAAGUUGCCAUUAACUCUGGGGAAAUAUAUUCCGAGACAAAACCUGUCAGCAUCGAUGGCUGUGACUAUGAGUUCGACCGUUCCUUGGUGUCACCAACAAAUGGGACCCUUCUUAGUGGAGAAUCUGCGACUCUCAGUUUUGCCGAGCAGCUGUACCACAUAUCCUUCAUGUUCUACACGGUCAUGGGGGGUACAGUGGGUGUGAUAGUCGGACAUCUGGCUGGCUUCAUAUUUGGCCGCAAUAAACCCGAUGACGUUGAAGAUGAGUUGCUUUCGCCCUGCAUGCGCAGAUUCAGGAAGUCCAUGUAUUCCAGUGUUAGCCUGAACGAGAACUCUAUUAAGAGUCCCGAUGAGAAAUCAUUAACUGGAAUAAAUAUACAUGUCAUCACGCCAAUUGUGUGCCUCGUCUGCAUAUUCUACACAACUGCCGGAGGUCUGAAGGCCGUUGUCUGGACAGAUGUGAUUCAAACCGUCAUUAUGGUGGGAGCCAUUCUCUUCGUCAUCGUCAAGGGUACCAUGGAUUUGGGCGGUCUGGGCGUGGUUAUUCAGCGGAAUUUCGACAGCGGACGCAUCGAGUGGCCUGAAUUCACGCUCGAUCCCAAGGUGCGAAUGUCCAUGCUGGCGAUGAUGGUGGGUAACCUGGGACACAACUCCUACAAUCUGGGCUGCAACCAGAUUAUCACCCAGCGAUACCUAUCCCUGCCCGGAAUCAAGGAGAUGGCCCAGUGCUCAUUCCUCUUCAUACUUGGAUUGGUUGCCCUAAUGGCCAUUUGUAUGUACAACGGUCUCCUGCUCUCCGCAACUUACUACGACUGCGAUCCCUUGACCACAAAGUUGGCGGUGGCCAAGGAUCAGUUGGUUCCCCUGCUUGUGGUCCAAUCCAUGAGUUCGUUUCCCGGUGUUCCCGGCAUGUUUGUGGCCGGAGUGUUUAGUGCCGCGCUCAGUUCCCUUUCUACGGGCAUGAACUCACUGGCUGCAGUUUUCCUGGAGGAUUACAUUAGGCCUCUAAGGAAGAAACCCCUCACCGAGCACGAAACCGCUGUCACCAUGCGUGUCUGCACUGUGCUGAUUGGAGUCGUGAGUGUGGCUCUGGUCUUUGUGGUCGAACAAAUGGGCUCCCAUGUGAUGCAGCUUUCCAUGACCGUGGGAUCGGUGGCCCAGGGGCCACUCCUGGGUCUCUUUGUAAUGGGCUUGCUGUGCCCAAGCAUCAAAUCAAAAAGUGCUAUAGUGGGAUCUCUUUGCUCGUUUUUCUUUAUGGGAUGGCUCUGCAUAUCGGCACAAUUGGCCAUCAACUCAGGUGAAAUGCAUUUCGAGAGCAAGCCAGUAAGCGUAGAAGGCUGUGAUUACGAGUUCGAAUUGCCCUUAGUGACUCCUGCCAAUGCUACAAUUUUCAUGGAAGAAACUGAAUCCCUCAGUUUUGCCCAACAGCUGUACCAUGUCUCCUUCAUGUUCUACAGCGUUAUGGGUGCCUUUGUGGGCGUGACCACCGCCCAUUUGGCUGGCUUUGUCUUUGGCCGAAAUAAGGCCGAUGAUUACUUCCAAUUGCGCUAUGGUGCUGGCAUACGCAACUUGGGUUCGGUCCUCUUCAUAUUGGGAACGAUGCUCUGGCUUCCUGUGGCCUUAUAUGUACCGGCCAUCACCUACAAUCAGGUCACUGGUACUGGCAUCCAUGUAAUUACGCCCAUUGUCUGCACUAUUUGCACUUUCUACACGUGUGUGGGAGGACUGAAGGCUGUCAUCUGGACAGAUGUCAUUCAGAGCUUCGUGAUGUUUGGUUCCAUUUUGGCGGUCUGCAUUAAGGGCACCUUCGAUGUGGGCGGGCUGGGCGUGGUUCUGGACCGCAACGUCAGUGGCGGACGUCUUAAUGUCCCAGAGUGGACAUGGGAUCCCACAGUGCGGCUGUCGAUGUUGUCUGUGAUUCUGGGCGGCACUCUGCACAAGAUCCAGUCCUCGGAUGUGAAUCAGGUGUCUAUUCAGCGAUUCCUAUCUCUGCCAAGUUACGACCAAGCCAAGCGUUGUAUGCUGGUUUUCACACUCUUAUUAAUAUUCCUACUCAGUUGCUGCAGUUAUAUGGGUCUGGUGUCCUAUGCCGUUUACCACGACUGUGAUCCUAUAAGUACUAAGUUAGCUGCUGCCGUUGACCAACUGCCUUCCCUGCUUAUGAUGCGAACUCUGGGUUCUCUACCUGGUUUGCCGGGACUAUUUGUGUCUGGGGUUUUCAGUGCCGCCCUGAGCUCCCUGUCCACGGGUCUAAACUCCCUGGCCUGUGUGAUUACUCAGGAUAUCGUACGACCCUUGCUGAAAAAACCGAUGACGGAGCGCCAGACGGCUUUUUGGUUGCGCGCAAUCGUCGUUGUUUGCGGAUUCUCCUGCCUUGGAAUGGUCAACGUCGUGGAGAAGUUGGGACAAGUGGUUCCAUUGGCCACCAGCACAGCGGCAGUUUCGAUGGGACCGCUUUUGGGCAUUUAUUGUAUGGGCGUAGGCCUGCCAUGGAUUAAAGGAAAGAGCGUCUUAAUUGGCAGUCUGGUGUCCUUUUUGGUGGUGGCCUGGAUAUGUGUCAAGGCGCAAUUGGCUCAAAUGAAUGGUGAAAUUCGCUAUCCCAAACUACCCAUUUCAGUUGAUGGUUGUGACUAUGCCUUUGAUAACCAUACAGUCUAUGAGACUAUCCACGGGUACAGACCCUCGGAGAGAAACCUUUACCAUUUGUCGUUCCUUUGGUAUACGGCUCUGGGCGGUGUAAUUUGUACUGCGGUCGCGGUAUUAGCUGGAUUUAUUUUCGGCUGGGAGGAUCUCAAUAAAAUGGAUCCGGCCCUAAUUACGCCCUGUAUGCGACGCUUUUUGCCCAAAAAAAACUAUCAGGCUGUUAAUAUGCAGGAUCUCUUUAAGCGGAAGGUCGAAAUUGAGACCAAAAGUGCUUCUUAAGCAUUGCCAAUAAACCUGUGCUUUCUGUUGUGCCAAAA